GCCCGUGGGAGAAUGGUCUCGGAUUCUCUUCGCCUGAGCUUUGCCAAUUUGACCUUUACUGACUCGCACAUCCGUGUUUCCCCGGCUGCAGUCGUAAGCUGCCAACACUCACAAUGUCUACGGAAAAUCUGUCCGGCCGAGUCGGCAAUCUGAAGCCAGAGCAAGAGACUGCUCUGAAGCAAUUCAAAGAAGAGCUUGGGGCAGAAGGGUUCUACGAUCCCGCAAAGCACGAUGACCACGUCCUCCUGCGGUUCCUCCGCGCCCGCAAGUUCCAGCUCCCCGCCUCGAAGAAGAUGUGGAUAGAUUACCAAAACUGGAGGAAGGAGUUCGGCACAGACGAGAUCCUAAAAACGUUCGAAUUCCCCGAAUACCCUGUCGUGAAGAAGUACUAUCCUCGGUUCUACCACAAGACGGACAAGGCGGGACGUCCCAUCUACGUGGAGCUGCUGGGAGGGGUGGAUGUGAACCAGCUCUUCCAAGUGACAAACAUAGACCGGAUGUUGAAGAACCACGUGUACGAGUACGAGAAGCUCGUGCAGUACCGUCUUCCUGCGUGCUCCAAGAAGUACGGAAAGUACAUUGAGCAGAGCUGCACCAUCCUCGACCUGAAGGGCGUGUCCCUGAUGCAGUUCCCUAGCGUCGCCAACCUCGUCAAGCAGGUAUCCGGCAUCGCGCAAAAUCACUACCCGGAAAUGCUCGGCAAGAUGUACAUCAUAAACGCCCCGAUGUUGUUCACGGGAGUCUGGUCCGUCGUGAAGGGGUUCCUCGACGAAGUGACCGUUAGCAAAAUCAGCAUCCUCGGAAGCCGGUACAAGUCCUCGCUGUUGGAGACUAUCGAUGAAUCCAGCCUGCCAAAGUUCUUUGGUGGUACAUGCGAGUGCCCUGGCGGUUGCGACCACGCCGACCAAGGUCCUUGGAACGAUGGAACGGUCGAGGGAUACCCACAGGAGGAUAUGGAGAAGUUCAACCGAUUGUACGGCCCCAACGCGACUGCCGGGGCUCCUCCGGUAGCUGUGCACACGGCCUAGGUGCCAGCACCGGCGCCCCGAAAUAGAAGAGCCCCUUUUUUAAAUGAUCUCUCUCCAUAUAUCCUCCUCCGACUGUGGAAUUUGACACUGUUUUGUAUUUGAUGAACCUCAAUCCUAGUCUUUUGUUUGUACACGCUUUUGGCGCGCGGGCUUGGUCCGCCAAUUUCCAAAGUCUUCUUGGA
Molecule: messenger RNA, 1210 nt
Organism: Fimicolochytrium jonesii
Lineage: Eukaryota; Fungi; Chytridiomycota; Chytridiomycetes; Spizellomycetales; Powellomycetaceae
Product: CRAL-TRIO domain-containing protein
Exons: 2
Coding region: 114-1028 (304 amino acids)
Source: RefSeq, a predicted model, not a curated record